CACAAGGCCGACUACGUAAUCAAGGUCAGUAGGUGUGGCGAUGUUUUGUUGGUUCGGAAAUAAAUUUUGGGAUGCUCACACAUUUAUCAUCCAAAUGAAAAACCACAUCGACGUUCUCGUUAUAUUGUUCAGUGCAGUUGGAAUGUGGCUAUCUGAAUUUCCGAAAUGUUCACAGUCAGUUAGGGUUACUAAAGACAGCUCAUCAUUCGGCGCUCUGUUUAGUUCUGAGUCAAAUGUGUAUGAUUUGGCUAACAGCUCGUAUGAUAUAGAAUACGCGCCCUCUACUACUGUAUCAGGUGUGCUUCUGUAUGCCAAUUGGGAUGCUGAUUCAAAUAGUGUUAGAUCAAAUUUCGAAGCUGUUCAGAACAUGAUUCCUUAUAAUAUCUUUGCAGUUAAUUGCGGUUUAUCAUCCUCCUUAUGUGGACAGACACAUAGAGUGAGACAUUUCCCUCUACUAAAUGUUCGCACUUCAACAACCACGAUCCAAUACUCAGGACCAUAUACAAUCAGUCAUUUACUCAAGCUGUUUCAGUUUAUCGGCUUCCCGUUGAAAACCAUCCGUAAUUUGGAUGAUCUGCACCUUCUCAUACUAAGUCAUAAAGUAUAUACUCUUUGAUAAUGUUUUAAAUUUUGAGGUGAUUGCUCUAGGAUCUUUUGAUUUCCAGCGCACACAAGAUGUGUCUCAUUUCGAUCACUUUUAUCAAGUGUCAGUUUCGACAAAAUAUAAAGAAGUUCCACAACAGAUGAACAAAAAUAUUAUGUUUUCUGUAACCUCUCCACAUUUUUAUCACCUUAAUUUUGGUGAAAUAAAACCACAUCUUACUUUAAUUAUUUCGUGUGGCAACACAUCACAUGUUGAUGUUCAACGUUUUGGUGAGCGUGGCUUGCACAACUUAUCUGAGAAUCUGUUCGAAUCUCGAAACCAUAGUACUACUACUUGUUUUAAUCCAGUGGAUAUAACCCCCUUGAACAAUCGACGCUCUAACUUAUGGAAUAAUAUACUGAGAAAAACGCCCAUACUUUUGUUGAUUGGCCCUCACAUGUCCUUGGCUGAGCCAAUGGACUUACCACUGUACUUGCUAAAAUUGUUAAAACUGUCUUACUUUCCACAUGAUGAGUGUCACACUUUCAUGGUAAAUCCAGCAUUUACAAGUUUCAGUUUGAAUCUCACCAUGAGAGAUUCACUGAAAAUUAUGAAUAGAGGCGCGAUUGUUACAGCACGUAAGCGUUGCAAAUUAGCAGCUUAUUGUCCAAAAUGGUGGGAUUUUGUCAGCUUCCACAUUGGGAUCAGUAACGAAAGCAUUUGUGAGCUGCGAGAACGAUUUUCUGAAUUUAUCACUGGUGAUAAUUCAUCAGGCCCCAUGUCUGGUUUACUUCGGAGUCAUAAACUAAACUCAACUGCAUCGAAAAUUCUUGCGUUGCUUAAAAAUCAAACUGUUGCGGAAGAUGUUAUCAAGUAUGCUGUCAGUUUAUUGUAUGAAAUUUCUCUUUAUGAUAAACAGAAUGAAAUGUACUCGUCAUCAUCAGUACCCAAUGAUUAUCAUUGGAUUGAUAGUGGGGUUAUUGUGGAACAAUUGAAUUUUAUGUGUUGUCAUUGGUAUCAUGUUGAUCGUUUGGUUAAUAUGCAUGAAACAUUUGGUCCUGAAUGUCAGUUAGAUCCGAUACUUGCAGAUACAUCUUAUGAAAGUCUGAAGAAUUCAGUUAUUUACAAUUUAGGUUGUUCAUUAAACAGAACAUUAGAAUUCCAUACAUUGGAUUCACAUUUGCAACCAACAUUAGCUUGGGAAAUUGGUGGAUAUUCAAACGACUCCAGUUGGCUUAAUUCUAACAGAUGGGGCGCUGCAAUUAUUGAUAUGCAGAAUGAAAAUGUUUUUCGUCUUGAGGAAGCUGUAAAUUUUCAGUCUUUAAGUCAAUUCGUCGCAGGUUUUCACAAUUCCACUUUACGACCUUGGUUACGAUAUCCAAAAGCAAGUCAACACACAUCAGUCAACUCUUCAGUGUCUAGUGAUUUACUUAUCCUUGAUGUUAAAAGUUCAGUACACUUAACGAAUUUGAUUGAUCAGUCAUCUGGUUUGGAAAAGUCAAGGAAAAAUUUAAUUUUACUCUAUUACUCGUCAACAUGUAUAUAUUCGUUUGGUGGGAAUAGUGCUCUGUGGCAGUUUGAAGCAACUGCUCGGUUUUUCAAAUCAAACCAAUAUCUUUUGUUUGCUAGAGUGGAUGUGUCGAAAUUAGACCUACCUUGGCAUCUGAGAGUUGAGAAUGUUCCGUGUAUAAUAUUUUUCCCUACCAAUCGGUCGUCCUAUUCAUCUGUUUUUCCCAUGGAAGCAAUAAGUUCAACUGAUCUCUUUCCUCAACUAGUUAGUUUUAUCUAUGAACAAAUUAAUGCAGAACAAAAUGAACAUGAACAAUUAAAACGAUUUCAAAAUAGUUCACAAUUCGCCGCUGCUAUUACAUCACAAUUAAUAAACAAUGUCAAGAAUAAACCACUAAGUGAAUUAAUGCAACUAUUGAACGAAACAUCUAGAACUUGUAAUUUACAACCUCUAUCUUAUUCAAAAACCUUAUGUUUCAGUGGUAUACGCAAGGCUAUAUUCAUAAUUGCACAUGACUUGAAUAAAAAACAGUUAAUUUUGUCUAAAAUAUUGAAUAAUUUAAGUGGAAAAUUGAAUCGUAUCAAUAGCCAAUUAACAGAAGGUUUUUCUUUUCUUUUAAAUUUAUCAUCGCUCAGUGUUCAAAAUAAUCUAUUGUUUAAGUCAAUGCAUGUGUAUUCAAGGUUAUGGAAUGUAAUUAGUAAACAAAAUUCCCAAACUUUAGAUAAAUUAAAGAUUUUCUCAAAUUAUACACAUUUACAACUGUAAAGUUUCUUUUAAUUUUUUUUCGUAUUCUAAGUUAUGAUUUUUAAUUUUUGAAAGAGAAUUCUUCAACGUCUUUUAUAGUCCCACUUUUUUCGACUUUUUGUAUAACAUGACAGAUGUAUGUAUGUUGAUCUAUAUAACUUUAUCCCACUUAUUCAUAAUUUUUUUUUGUACACAAUAUGUACAUUUCUGAUUGUUUUUGUCUUUCGAAUGGAUUUGUAAUGUAUGAUAGAUGAAUAAACCCAAUUGUCAGAUAGUAUAUUUAUUUAUUGUAUUUUGAUUGAAUAUUUUUUUGUAAACAAAUAAAGUUAAUGCAAUUC
Molecule: messenger RNA, 3175 nt
Organism: Schistosoma haematobium
Lineage: Eukaryota; Metazoa; Platyhelminthes; Trematoda; Strigeidida; Schistosomatidae
Gene: TXNDC11
Product: Thioredoxin
Exons: 10
Coding region: 744-2858 (704 amino acids)
Molecular function (GO): protein binding
Source: RefSeq, a predicted model, not a curated record